This is a messenger RNA of Pan troglodytes (chimpanzee), 2785 nucleotides long. It is a transcript of the gene KATNAL2, whose product is annotated as katanin catalytic subunit A1 like 2. Lineage: Eukaryota; Metazoa; Chordata; Mammalia; Primates; Hominidae. The record is from RefSeq and is a predicted model, not a curated record. The transcript is spliced from 18 exons. Gene Ontology annotation, molecular function: protein binding; ATP hydrolysis activity; ATP binding. Bases 885 to 2498 code for a protein of 537 amino acids.
CUAGCGGUGCCCCCUGCCCACCCGCGCGACCGCCUUCCGCCCGCGCCUUCCGUCCGCGCGGCGACAGCGCCCGCCCGCGCCUGCCCCGGCGUGUUGCCCCGCGGCUUGGCCCCGCUCGGCCCCAGGUCGUGCCUUCCCUCCCCGGCGGAGGCCCCUGCGGACUGCCUAGAGCUGGGUCGCAACUGAGGCGUUAUCCGCGGGCCUGGCCUGGGGAAGUGGCGGGGAGGAAGAAGAGGCGGCCGGGACGCGUGACAGGAGCAUUCGGGAAGAUUCUUACGGUGCCCUUCACGCGGUGGCUAUGGACUGAGAAAGCCGCCGCAAAUAAAACCAUCCCCCAGAGUAGUUGUGGCGGAAUAAUCUAAAUAUGGGUGUUGGAUUGAGGAAACUUGAAUAUUUUUGUAUCCUGAAGGGAGAAAUGGAUGAAGAAGAAAUGGAUGAAGAAGACCGAAGAUAAUGAUGAAGGGAUAAUUUGGAAUAGGAUUCACAGCAAGAGAGACAGAAGGGAAAGACAUUGAAGAAACAGACUAGUUAACGCAUGAAAAAAAUAGAGCAGAGGAAAACACGUCCAUGUUUUUCCACGUCUAAUGAGAACAGGUCUGAUGUGAAAGGAAUUGGAGGAGAAGGGGAAGUUUGGUGAUGCACAGUUUGCAUCCCAGAAGGCUCUUGACAACCAAAGUGUCCACAGCAGAUUCAUCCAGUCUAGAUAGACCAUGCACAGAGAAUUUCAAAGAAAAGCAGAAUAGAUUUCCAAACCUUUACCCUAAUCCAGGGAGGAGAAGACGGGACGUCAAAAUAUAGUCUUGGGUAUAGAAGCAUUGGGUUGCAAAGACCUGAACAACUGCUGAAAUCAAGGACAAAUAUUAUGGGUCCUAGCACAGUGUCUGAUGGAGCUUUCCUACCAGACCCUGAAAUUCACGCAUCAGGCACGGGAAGCGUGCGAGAUGAGGACAGAAGCACGACGAAAAAAUCUUCUCAUUUUGAUUUCGCAUUAUUUAACACAAGAAGGGUAUAUCGAUACAGCAAAUGCUUUGGAGCAAGAAACUAAACUGGGGUUACGACGCUUUGAAGUUUGUGACAACAUUGAUCUUGAAACUAUUUUGAUGGAAUAUGAGAGUUAUUAUUUUGUAAAAUUUCAGAAAUACCCCAAAAUUGUCAAAAAGUCAUCAGACACAGAAAAUAAUUUACCGCAAAGAAGUGGAGGGAAGACCAGAAGGAUGAUGAACGACAGUUGUCAAAAUCUUCCCAAGAUCAAUCAGCAGAGGCCCCGGUCCAAAACCACAGCGAGGAAGACAGGGGACACCAAAUCUCUCAAUAAGGAGCAUCCUAAUCAGGAGGUAGUUGAUAACACUCGCCUGGAAAGUGCCAACUUCGGCCUACAUAUAUCAAGAAUCCGUAAAGACAGUGGAGAGGAAAAUGCCCACCCACGAAGAGGCCAAAUCAUUGACUUCCAAGGGCUGCUCACAGAUGCCAUCAAGGGAGCAACCAGUGAACUUGCCUUGAACACCUUCGACCAUAAUCCAGACCCCUCAGAACGACUGCUGAAACCUCUGAGUGCAUUUAUUGGCAUGAACAGUGAGAUGCGAGAAUUGGCAGCCAUGGUGAGCCGGGACAUUUAUCUCCAUAAUCCAAACAUAAAGUGGAAUGACAUUAUUGGACUUGAUGCAGCCAAGCAGUUAGUCAAAGAAGCUGUUGUGUAUCCUAUAAGGUAUCCACAGCUAUUUACAGGAAUUCUUUCCCCCUGGAAAGGACUACUGCUGUACGGCCCUCCAGGUACAGGAAAGACUUUACUGGCCAAAGCUGUGGCCACUGAAUGUAAAACAACCUUCUUUAACAUUUCUGCAUCCACCAUUGUCAGCAAAUGGAGAGGGGAUUCAGAAAAACUCGUUCGGGUGUUAUUUGAGCUUGCCCGCUACCACGCCCCAUCCACGAUCUUCCUGGACGAGCUGGAGUCAGUGAUGAGUCAGAGAGGCACAGCUUCUGGGGGAGAACAUGAAGGAAGCCUGCGGAUGAAGACAGAGUUACUGGUGCAGAUGGAUGGGCUGGCGCGCUCAGAAGAUCUCGUGUUUGUCUUAGCAGCUUCUAACCUGCCGUGGGAGCUGGACUGUGCCAUGUUACGCCGCCUGGAGAAGAGGAUUCUGGUCGAUCUCCCCAGCCGGGAGGCCAGGCAGGCCAUGAUCUACCACUGGCUGCCUCCUGUGAGCAAGAGCAGGGCCUUGGAGCUGCACACAGAGCUGGAGUACAGUGUGCUGAGCCAGGAGACUGAGGGCUACUCAGGCUCAGAUAUUAAGCUCGUCUGCAGGGAAGCAGCCAUGCGGCCCGUGAGGAAGAUCUUUGAUGCACUUGAAAGUCACCAGUCAGAAAGCAGCGACUUACCCAGGAUCCAGUUGGAUAUAGUAACCACUGCCGACUUUCUGGAUGUGCUAACUCACACCAAGCCCUCCGCAAAGAAUCUGGCUCAGAGAUACUCAGACUGGCAAAGAGAGUUCGAGUCUGUUUGAAACCACAUUUACCCUGACCUGGCCACAAAGGCAACCACAAAGACCUCCUAGUUUAUUAAUGUCCGUGGGAGAACAAAAUGAUUGGAAUGGAAAAGAGAAAAUUAUUCUUGAAGACUGGAUUAACUUGAGCCACUGUAUUGUUUUGGAUAGCUGAGAUAUAUUUAUUAACUUACCAUUAUCGAUGUCAGCAAAAUAUUGAGGGUUUCAGUUACAUACAUAUAUGUGCUAUUGGGUCAUACAAUGGAGAUUUUUCUGACAAUUAGACUCCAUAAAAUUUUAAUGAACAA